AUGGCUGCUGCUGAUGCUUCUUCUUCUUUGGGAAUGAUCUGCUUUGCUUCAUUGAUGUGCUUUUUUGCUAUGGCGAAUGCAAAAAUCCCCGGAGUUUACACUGGUGGCCCUUGGGAAUCUGCCCAUGCUACUUUCUAUGGCGGCAGCGAUGCUUCUGGAACAAUGGGCGGUGCAUGUGGGUACGGGAAUCUCUACAGCCAAGGCUACGGUGUGAACACGGCGGCGCUAAGCACGGCGCUCUUCAACAAUGGGCUCAGCUGUGGUGCUUGCUUUGAGAUUAAGUGUACGGACGACCCGAGGUGGUGUAAAGUCGGCAACCCUUCCAUUUUCAUCACCGCCACUAACUUUUGCCCUCCUAAUUUCGCUCUACCUAGUGACAAUGGCGGCUGGUGCAACCCUCCUUGCCCUCACUUCGACCUCGCCAUGCCAAUGUUCCUCCACAUCGCCGAGUACCGUGCUGGUAUUGUCCCCGUUUCCUUCCGCAGAGUACCUUGCCGAAAGCAAGGUGGAAUCAGAUUCACUAUCAAUGGAUUCCGUUAUUUCAACUUGGUUUUGGUGACCAACGUUGCGGGUGCAGGGGAUAUCGUGAGGGUGAGCGUCAAAGGCACCAACACCGGUUGGUUGAGCAUGAGCCGUAACUGGGGUCAGAACUGGCAGUCCGACGCCGUUUUCGUCGGCCAGCAACUCUCGUUUAGGGUCACCGGCAGUGACAGAAGGACCUCCACCUCCUGGAACGUUGCGCCAGCUAAUUGGCAGUUCGGCCAAACCUUCACCGGAAAGAAUUUCCGCGUUUGAAACGCAAAGCACAAAUCACAGUACCCCUCCCUUCAUAAUUUUUUAUAUAUAGAAUAUUACCUUUGUUUUCUGGCCCUUCAAUUUUCCUUAAUUUUCUCGGGAAAAUUUGAAGUGGUAAAAGGAAAAAUAGAUAGGAAAGUCACCAAGUGAAGUGUGACACUGGUAAUUUUCUUUUAUGGAACUAAUCUUCGGUUAAGUCAUGAAUGUUACGUUUUGUUUUGGGUGUGGAUUGUAAUGAAGCAGGCGGUAAUAGUAAAAGAAAUCUAGGUGAUGGUAAAAAAGCUGAAGCGGCAGCAAAUCAAAGAAAA
Molecule: messenger RNA, 1103 nt
Organism: Hibiscus syriacus
Lineage: Eukaryota; Viridiplantae; Streptophyta; Magnoliopsida; Malvales; Malvaceae
Product: expansin-A6-like
Exons: 3
Coding region: 1-795 (264 amino acids)
Biological process (GO): plant-type cell wall organization
Cellular component (GO): extracellular region
Source: RefSeq, a predicted model, not a curated record